CGACUGGCACAAUUGCCACAUGGCGAGUACCAUGAAGUCGUAUAGCGAUAUGACAACAAAAAGGAACACCUUAUACUGUCAAUUUCGUGUUUGUGUUGACAAACAAACGGAUUUCACUGCUACGUACAGCACACGCCUCUGGACCCACCUUAGAGUCUCCCACCAACUUGUGAAUCAAUCCCCUCCACCUUACUGGUCAGAGCGGGUUAGGGUCCGCAGUGUAGGCGAAGGUCGUGCGAGUUAGUUACAUCAUUCCUCUUGAAGCCGUUGAUUAAAAAUCUCGAAAAAGGGCUCCCUAGCCACGUUCACAACCACCAUUUGUCUGCAAAGCCAAACACCGCCCGACAUGUUUUCAGGGUCGCUGCUCUCGAGGAACCUCCUCCUCCGCCAGCUCCCGUCCGCGGCCUCAGCCGCCUCCCCAGCCCUCCGAACCGCCCGACCGGCGCCUCCGAGCCUGAUAUCCGCGGCGACGGCCCAGCUCCGCCAGUGGCAGCAGCAGCAGUUCCAACAGCAACAGCGGCGGUUCCUGUCGGACCAGACGCGGCGGGCGAUCGACCAGGCCGUGGGCUCGGCGCCGGUGGUGCUGUUCAUGAAGGGCACGCCCGAGACGCCGCAGUGCGGCUUCUCGCGCGCCAGCGUCCAGAUCCUCGGCCUGCAGGGCGUCGACCCGGCAAAGUUUGCGGCGUUCAACGUCCUCGAGGACGCGGACCUGCGGUCGGGUAUCAAGGAGUACUCCGACUGGCCCACGAUUCCACAGCUGUACAUUAACAAGGAGUUCGUCGGCGGAUGCGACAUCCUCGUCUCGAUGCACCAGAACGGCGAGCUGGCCAAGCUGCUCGAGGAGAAGAAGGUCCUGGCCGCUGCGGAGGCAAGCGAGUCAGAGCCGGCGAAGGAAUGAGCCCACAAUGAUCGGGGUUGCUAGAGGGAAGAGAGGAAGAGAAGACGAAAACCGGACCCGGGUGUACGACUGACGCAUGCCUUUGUAUAUUAUAAUACCUCCCCUAUCUGGACAUGCGCAAGCAUGAUGGCACUGAAAGCAGGCUGAAUAUAGACUGGAUUUCAAUCUCGAUGUUUAUGUUAUUAUAUGUAAAUGUGUAUACGAGAGUAUCAUGACGUUCCUAAUACAAGCCGCUGAAGACCC
Messenger RNA from Phialemonium atrogriseum, 1141 nucleotides. Its product is annotated as thioredoxin-like protein. The coding region runs from base 347 to 898 and encodes 183 amino acids. Gene Ontology annotation, cellular component: mitochondrial matrix. NCBI's taxonomy places the organism in Eukaryota, Fungi, Ascomycota, Sordariomycetes, Cephalothecales, Cephalothecaceae. The record is from RefSeq and is a predicted model, not a curated record. The transcript is spliced from 3 exons.